Molecule: messenger RNA, 1290 nt
Organism: Coprinopsis cinerea okayama7#130
Lineage: Eukaryota; Fungi; Basidiomycota; Agaricomycetes; Agaricales; Psathyrellaceae
Exons: 8
Coding region: 1-1290 (429 amino acids)
Biological process (GO): negative regulation of toll-like receptor 9 signaling pathway; apoptotic process
Source: RefSeq, a predicted model, not a curated record
AUGUCGUCGAGCUCCAAUAAACCGCCAGACCUUGACCUCUCGGAAUACUUGGACGUCUCUCAGGAAGAGAACCUGACAGAGGAUGAAUACCGUAAGAUCUACGAGGAUGGGGAAAUUAGACGGUUCUUGCACGUCUUCUCAUCGUAUGUCUCUGAGGUUAGGGCCGUAGACUCUCCAGAUGACGAGGAGCCGCAGUGGCCAGAGAACCAUGAUCAGUGUCUGUCCGAGUAUGUUGCUCGGGAGGUGUAUCGCCUCAUGAAGCUCGCGAAUGAAACAAGGAAACUCCAAGUGGGAUCAAGUCGAGCGAGGACACGAUCAAGAACCCCAGAAGGCGAUCGAAGUGCUCCUGAUGCACGUCCUGGGAGAGGAAAUCCUCUUCGCGAAGUCCCUUCCAGCGUCGAUGAACAAGAGGACGACCUUGAACUGCGAGACUUCAAGAGGCUUGCCCUCCAUGUUGCGACUUGCAUUGUCGACUUGCAUGAGAGAUUCCAAAAUAUAUUCAAAUGGCGGAACCCUGCUGCUUCCAAGCGCUACACUCUGGCCCUUUUCCUUCUCUUCGUUGCCGUUCUCCUUGUGCCGACCUGGUAUCUGGCCAAGGCGACAUGGUUUGGCGUCGGCUUUGUCUUCUGGCAUGUUACCCCUGUCAUUGACAGCCUCAGUCCUCGAGGGUUCAGUCGGCUUCCACCUCUUUUCGGAGACGUUCCAACAGAUACCGAUUAUGCAAUGAAACUCAUCUCUCAACGGGUUGCCUCUGGCCAGCCUGUGUUGCCUCCGCCGUCUCCUCAUAAAUUCCAUUCCCGUAGCAAGUCUGAAGAGACUAAGCCGAAGAAGCUUUUUUACGCUAAAGGAAUAGGAGAAAUUGGCAAGUUGAUGUCCCACGAGGCACAACGGAUUCAGCGAUAUGCAACGGACAUAUCGGAACAUACAUCCGGAGGGAGACGCAGAUUGCAUCCGGUUAUUGCGAAUGCAAUCGCCAUUGCACAUCCCACGGCCAACGCGGACGUCCACACAUAUCCCUGUCAUUACGGAGCAACUACUCCAGGACUGAUCACAUUAACGCCCAGGCGACUUUACUUCACCUCUCUUUUCUCGGACAGUACGAAGAAAGAGAUCGCUGUCGAUGAUAUUUCCGGCGUCAAGAAGGCAGGAUUGCUCAAGGGAUUGCACAUCACUGCCCAUUCGGCUGGGGCAAUCACAGAGGAGGAGGUCAAAUUUUCUUACGUUGCAAACAGGGAUGAUUUAUUUGCUAGACUUGUCGGGCUUGGAAAGCAGCGUUGGAAGAGCAUCUAG